AUGGGGGUCUGGAACUCAGGCGCCGGUAUCCUCCUAAGUCUCUGGGGGAUGUACGUGUCUCCAAGAAGCCCGGGAUGGAUGGGCUUCGCGCAACACUUGGGAACUUGCUGUUUCGUUGCUCUCCUUUCAGUGGGCCUCCUCUCGGUGGCCUUCUCCUGGCUUCUGUCCUCGCUCACAGUCUUCGUCACCUCCUGGGCGAUCGUGAGCGCUCUGCUGAGCUGCUCCAAGCACGCGAGAUGCUUCCUCGCCCUCCUCGCCCUCUCCUGCGGCCUGCGGGAGGGCAGGAACGCCCUGAUUGCAGUGGGCACAGGGCUGGUGAUCUUCGGACACGUGGAAAAUAUCUUUCACAACUUCAAAGGUCUCCUGGACAGUAUGACUUGCAACCUGAGGGCAAAGAGCUUUUCCAUACAUUUGCCACUUUUGCAAAAGUAUAUUGAAGCAAUUCAGUGGAUUUACGGCCUUGCCACUCACCUGAAUCUAUUCGAUGGCCUUGUUUCUUGGAACCAGACUCUGGCAGUCUCUCUUUCCAGUCCCAGCCAAGCCCUGGAGGCCCAGCUAAAUGACACUAAAGGCCGAGUCGUGGGGGUCUUGUACCAGUUGGUGACGGCGACAGAGGUGGUGUCCUCCCUGGGACGGCAGCUACUGGCCCUGGCGGGGCUUUUGCUGGUGCUUCUCGGCACCGGCCUCUUCAUGAAGCGCUUUUUGGACCCUUGCGGUUGGAAGUUUGAGAACAUCUACAUCACCAGGGCGUUUGUUCAGUUUGACGAGAGGGAGAGGCGUCAGCACAGACCCUGCGUCCUCCCGCUGAGCGGGAGGGAGAGGAAGAAGUAUGUGGUCAUCCCGUCCUUCCGGCUGACGCCUAAAGAGAGGAAAAACCUGGGCCUGUUCUUCCUCCCCAUACUGACCCACCUCUGCCUCUGGGUGCUGUUCGCGGCCAUCGACUCCCUGCUGUACCGGCUCAUUUUCUCAGUGAGCAGACACUCCCGGAGCCUGCCGGCGCUGGAGGUCCACCUGAAGCUGCACAGGGAGGAGCAAGGAACUCAAAACAUCAUCCAUGAUUCCCUCUUUAAUGUAUCUCUGUUUGAGCCCACCUGCAUCCCUAAACCAAAGCUCCUUCUGUCUAAGACCUGGGUUCCUCUCAGUAUUAUCCUUGUGAUACUAGUGGUGCUAGGACUGUUGUCCUCCUUCCUGAUGCAACUGAAAAUCCUGGUGUCAGCCUCCUUCUACCCAAGCGUGCAGAGGGAGCGCGUCGAAUACCUGCAUGCGAAGCUACUAAAGAAAAGAUCAAAGCAGCCAGUAGGAGACGAGAAAAGGCAGCUGUGUCUGUACUUUACAAAGAUUCAUUUCUGGCUUCCUGUCCUAAAAGCGAUUAGAAAGAAACAAGUGGACACUGCAAGUGACAACAGUCCAUGA
Messenger RNA from Miniopterus natalensis, 1413 nucleotides. RefSeq names its product dendrocyte expressed seven transmembrane protein (gene DCSTAMP). Gene Ontology annotation, cellular component: cell surface; endoplasmic reticulum membrane. NCBI's taxonomy places the organism in Eukaryota, Metazoa, Chordata, Mammalia, Chiroptera, Miniopteridae. The record is from RefSeq and is a predicted model, not a curated record.